This is a messenger RNA of Aedes albopictus (Asian tiger mosquito), 1524 nucleotides long. RefSeq names its product protein lethal(2)essential for life. Lineage: Eukaryota; Metazoa; Arthropoda; Insecta; Diptera; Culicidae. The transcript is spliced from 4 exons. Gene Ontology annotation, cellular component: cytoplasm; nucleus. The record is from RefSeq and is a predicted model, not a curated record. Gene Ontology annotation, biological process: protein refolding; response to heat. The coding region runs from base 466 to 1050 and encodes 194 amino acids.
AAACAAAAAAAAAAUCCACGAGCCCCAGGUGGUCGUCGGUAGAAGCGCGGUCCACGAGGCAUUACAGUCAGUCGUUCCGACGUUCUCGCCCGUAGCAGUUCAAGUUCAGCAAGCCACCAGGUCGGCUAGCAGGCAGCACUAGCACACAGACCUCGUCCUCCCUUGGAAGACUUUUUCAACCAACUUGCAAUCCGUGUCGUCAGUCGCUCGUUCGGUCGAUCGGUUCAGUAUUCGCGCGCGAAGCGUGGCAAGUUCAAAAGCAUUCUAACCGUCAGCUGAUUCGGAAGCAUUUUCAGUCGGUCGGUGUUUGGUGUUAUCUUGAUCAGACCAUUUUCCUCUGAAGUUUUCACUUUUACUUGGUAGUUUCGCUACUAUCGCAGUUCGAGAAGUUUCAUAAGAGGAAAUCUCUUCUUACCCCUCCCGCGCGUCCGACGUCAUCAUCUGCCAACUUUAAUUCCGUCCGUGAUGCGUCCCCUAGUCCGCAGUACCAGCACGAUGUCGCUCGUACCGGUGCACUACCGCAGCUGGUGGGACGACUGGGAUCUCCCGUUGUACUCGCGCGUGAUGGAGAAAUCCAUCACCGAGGAAGUGCUCAGCGACGAUCCGCUCUGGUGGCGUCAUCCGCCGAUGCCCCCGCUACGCUGGUCCAGCCUGUGGCGCCCCUGGAAGUACUUCACCCUGCGGGACGUGGGCUCCCGGGUGGACUCGGACCGGGAAAAGUUUAUGAUCGAAGUCGACGUCCAUCAGUUCGCCCCGCACGAGGUCACCGUGAGGAAAACCGACAAGUACAUCACCAUCGAGGGCAAGCACGAGGAGAAACGGGACGAGCAGGGUUACGUCGCCAGACAGUUUUCGCGCCGGUAUCUGCUUCCAAUUGGCUACGAUGCAAACCUGGUCGUAUCAUCCCUCUCUUCAGAUGGAGUCCUGACCGUCACUGCCCCGAGAAUCGGCCUGCCAGCUCCGAAAGUGGAGAAGUUUGUCCCCAUCUGGCAUACCGGAAAACCUGCCAUCGAGGAUAAGAAAUUUCGUAUUGGGUUCUACCUGAAUUAGAUUUGUUGUGGCACCUCACUGUUCUGACUCCGACACUCACCUUGAAAAAACCGCGACAGGCACCCGAAAAUAAGCAGAGAAUAAAAAGACCAGCUCCCGCUCACGUGGCACGAUACCUACGAAAAACCCAAUCGGGAAAUUAUUGACAGACAUCAAAUCGAGGUCACGUUCCGAUACACAGACAGCAGACAGCAAACAAUAAAACGCGAACUUCAACUCAUCCAGACACCAAAGAUUACGGCCACCAUGGUGGGCCCUCGGAACGGAGGGCAACGGAUUCGCCGUCGUGGUCGAGAUAGAUUUUUAGAAUAUCAUCGUAGUGAUUGAAAGUGACUAAUCUAUCGUAGCUGGCAUGUGGCACAAAAUGUGAUUCAAUAAUAGUGUACGUUAUAGAUGUGAAAAUUUUAUCGAUACCUACAAUUGGUUGAAAGUUAACAAAGAGGAAUAAACCGUCACGUUUUCCGAAAUACAUCA